AUGUUGAUGACCGUGGUGACCUUCAUUGUUUGGCGUUCCAAGAGCCGAAUCUUCGUCGACAUCCUUUGCAUGGAGCAGCACAAUCCCAAACUCAAGGCAGGGACGUCACACCUGACCCACCGGUAUGGGACAUCAGAGGGGGAGCUUUUCAAGGAAGAUCCAGCCGAAGGCCUCUUGAACAUUGGCGGCAUCCUCAAGCACUCGGAAUCGUUGCAUGUCUUCUGGGACCACACCUGGAUUUCCAGGCUUUGGUGUGUCUUUGAGCUGGCUGCCUUCCUGAAGUGUCAAGAAGGGAAGGAAGGAAACGCGAUGCCAAUCUUCAUUCGACCGGUCACUUUGGGGCCUUGCUCGAUGAUGAUCUUCUUCGCCUGCUUCUUCACCUCCAUCGGCAAUCUGAACACUCCCUUCCUCGAUUCAGCCCCCCUUUUGGGCAUGGUCGUCUUGACGGUCAGUGGCAUGGCCUGUUGGAUUGCUGCCAUCCGCUUCCUUCGGGCACAUUGGGCUUCCUUGGAGUCCACCUUGGAUCAGCUUAGUUCGUUCAAGCUGGAGAAAACCAGCUGCUUCUGUUGCACCAAGGGACACCAGCAAGAUAAUGGUGCGAUGAUGGUUUGUGAUCGACAGGUCAUCAUGCACUGCAUCACGCAUUGGUUUGAUUCAAUUGAAGCCUUCGAAGAGACAGUGAAGACGGAGAUCUCAAAGGCCAUGCGACAGCAAUUGGGCCAUGCCUUCACGAGCUACAGCUGGCUGGUGCUUGUUGGUCUGCCAUUUCAUUGGAUGAAUAUGGACCAGAUCGCCACGCGCCUACGCUGCGGCAACGUGAGUGGUGCCGCGGUGGUCGGCGUCAUCAACCUCACUUGGUGCCUCUUUUCGGUGCCCUGGAUCUUGCGCACCACGGUGAUGGCCACCUAUCUUUGCCGCCGACGUCGUUCAAACUGGAUUUCUGAGCAAUUGGUGAACCUCGGCCUGUACUUGCUCAUCACCUUCUUCGCCGCAUUCAUUCUCGCCUUGCAGCUGCUAGCGACUGAGUUCCCAGAUCUCGUCCAAGGAAGCGUGUUCUUUGUCGCUGUGAACCUCUUGAUCUUUUCCUUGGCAACUUGUCGCUGUCAAGACUGGGCUAGAGAUGCCGGCUGA
This is a messenger RNA of Durusdinium trenchii, 1131 nucleotides long. The record is from the annotation of a GenBank genome assembly. NCBI's taxonomy places the organism in Eukaryota, Dinophyceae, Suessiales, Symbiodiniaceae.